Messenger RNA from Oldenlandia corymbosa var. corymbosa, 2883 nucleotides. The record is from the annotation of a GenBank genome assembly. NCBI's taxonomy places the organism in Eukaryota, Viridiplantae, Streptophyta, Magnoliopsida, Gentianales, Rubiaceae.
CCCCCUCUAAUUAUUCCCUUUUAUUAAAAACGAACCCUGCACCCGCCCUAUUUUUCCCUCCAUCCUUUUGCCAUGUAAUAAGCCCAUAUAACUAAGUAGUCCUCUCUUUUGCAAGGGUGGACCCGUUGCAGAAGGACCCCUCAGAUUUAAUACAUUGAAGAAGAGAAGGUACCCAAAAAAAAAGGACUUCCAUGGUCCUAAAGUCCACACAAAUUCGCAUAUAGAGGGCAGUGCGCACCCAACCCAUCCCCACACCCGCACACACCCAGUGUGAGUUAAUCAACUCAUCGAUCUUCGGAGUUGGAGUGAAGCAAGAUAUUAGGUCGUGGACUGAUCUCUUGGAAAUGGGAAAGGGUACGAAGAGUGGUGCAUGCAAGUCUGCAACGCAUCAGCUCUUCAAGGACCGAGCAAAGAAUCGGGUUGAUGAUCUUCAGGGGAUGUUUUCGGAUUUGCAGUCUGCUAGGAAGGACAGCCGCAGCAAUGAUGUUGCAGUACUUGAAGAACAGGUCCAUCAGAUGCUACGCGAAUGGAAAGCUGAACUCAAUGAGCCCUCACCUGCGUCUUCAUUACAGGCAGGAAGUCUUGGUUCAUUCUCGUCUGAUAUUAAUCGGCUGUUGCAACUUUAUGAUGUUGAAGAUGAUGCUACCAGUGCAUUAGCUGCCCCAAAAUCUGAGCCAGAUGGGCAAAAGGCGGAUAAGGCUGCUGGCAUGCAAGAGGGUUUUGUUGCUACACAGCUCCCUCAGGAACAAAGCUUCCAGUUGCCUGAUGAGAGCAAAAACUUCCCUGCUGUGGCUAACAAUAUGCAUAUCAACAAUUUGGGGGUUGCACAGCAGUUAGAUUAUCAUCAAUUUGAUUUACAUCAGAACUUUGAGCAGCAGUACUUCAACGGAUUUGAUGUUACAGGUCUAUGUGGAGACGAUUUGCCACACAUUACUGGUUUUGGACAUAAUUUCUAUCCUCCACCUGCUGCGUUCUUAGGUCCAAAAUGUGCUCUUUGGGACUGUCCAAGACCUGCACAAAGGGCAGAGUGGAGUCAAACAUCACAAGAUUAUUGCAGUAAUUACCAUGCCAACAUUGCGCCAGCUGAAGGCUGCCCUGGCAUGCCUCCAGUUCUGCGACCUGGAGGAAUUGGCUUGAAGGAUAAUUUACUUUUUGCUGCACUCUGUGCUAAAUCUCAAGGCCAAGAAGUAGGAGUCCCAGAAUGUGAGGGGGCUGCUACUGCAAAAUCCCCUUGGAAUGCACCUGAACUUUUUGAUCUUUCUGUUUUGGAGGGAGAAACAAUAAGAGAAUGGCUUUUCUUUGACAAGCCUCGAAGAGCAUUUGAAAGUGGAAAUAGGAAGCAACGGGCCCUGCCAGAUUACACUGGACGUGGCUGGCACGAGUCUCGGAAGCAAGUGGUGAGUGAGUAUGGAGGCUCAAAGAGAUCUUAUUAUAUGGAUCCGCAGCCAUCAAAAAACUAUGAGUGGCACCUCUAUGAAUAUGAGAUUAGCAAGUAUGAUGCUUGUGCCUUAUACAGGCUGGAACUGAAGCUUGUUGAUGGGAAAAAAAAUUCGAAGGGGAAAGUAGCUACUGAUUCAGUUGCUGACCUGCAGAAGCAAAUGAAAAAACUCAAUGCUGAUUUUCCAACUGACAAGAAUCUUUCUGUCAAGGAUGGUGACAAGGCUCAUUUAAAGAACGUUACAGGAAACAUCUAUGUGGCUCCUGAUAGACUGCAACUGUCUAGGGAGGGGUUUGAUUAUGGCACUAGUGCCUCAUGUGACUAUCUGGUCGACGACGGGAAUGUUUACUACAUCACUUAGUCAAAGGUUUGUGAUCUGGGAAUAAGAGGUAUUCUGUUGUAGCAUGACACUGUCUGCUCGCAGCUAUUCCAGGCAAAUGGAGUUCUGAGCAUUUAUUUACUAGUCCAGGCAAAUGGAGUUCUGAGCAUUUAUUUACUAGUCAAUGUCGUCGACUACAAUGAUUUAACCAAAACCUAGUGGCUCCUCUUGGAGUAUUGUUAAUAGUUCAUUAUCAUGUGAAGUAGCCAUCUGACUUGUGUUCCUUUAACGGCAAAGAGUAUCCAGCAGGUGAAUGUCUAUGGAACGUGGACAUGGGAUGCAUCAUUAGAGUUUGUAGUACUACAUAGGAUGGCCGAAAAUGGUUGUUUUGACAUUAUCCCACUUUCGGCCUUCCAGCCCUUGGGUAUUAGAAACCAAAGAUAUGUAAAAUCAUGGAUGCCUCGUAUUUAUUCAUGUUCCCGGAUUUAGGCACUGCAUGCCUGUGUCUUUUGGCUUCUCUAGCUUACACUCAUCUGCCAAACUUUGGGACCAGGUAGGCUCCAUUUCUAUUGCUGUUUGCCUGUAUUUGGUCCUUCCUAUUUUCCAACAUUUAUUUCGUAUCUGGAUGUAGUUUCCAUCUGUGUGCUUCAUCUCCCAAAGGCAUAAGUCCAUGAUAUUAUGGCUCUGUUGCAAGUGCAAGUGUGUUGGAAGUUUUGGGGGGGGGGGAAUUGUUUUCACUUGCAGUCUAGCAUAAUCUCACUGAAAUGGUUAAAUCCUUAAGCCAUUGUCAUCAUGACGAGGGUUUUUUUUUUUUUUUUUGACUCAAUACGCUUGUAUCUAUUCUUUGCUGUAGUCAAGGAAGUUCCAUGAAUUAGGUCACGAGAUAGUGUUAGUCAUUACCGAUGUACAUAUUUGCAGUCCGUUGCGAAUGCAGACUUUGUCAAAUUUUCCGCCACAACUAAUUUUUUAGUAAUAUUCUAGGAUUUCUACACGGAAAGUGAUGCAUUAAUCAAAAUCAGGGAAAACUUCACAUAAAAAAGAAGUUGCCUCUGUGGACAGAGCACUUACUCUGUGAAAUAAAACUUACGUGAAUGAAAUUCAUAAAUAAGUAAUAUAUUUAUUGGAA